AUGACUUUCUUCUCCUCGCUUUCCAAUGCUGCCACCGUUUAUCCUUGUUUGAACUACGUUUAUUACGUGGCAUUCGCCCUUGGGUUAGCCAAAUUGACCACGGUGAGUUUAUCAUUUGCCUCGUUGCUCUUGGACCUUUUUGUGGUGGCCAAAACCGAUUUCGCUCCAUAUGGAUCCAAGAACCACACAUGGGCCAUUGUUACUGGGGCCUCUGAUGGUUUAGGUAAAGAAUUUGCUUAUCAAUUGGCGAAAAAGGGGUUCAACGUCUUAUUGGUUUCCCGUACCCCUAGCACUUUACAGCAAUUAUCGGAAGAGAUUGCCACAAAGUAUAGUGUCAAGUCGCUUUUUUACGCCAUGGAUUUCUCCGAUGCCACUGCAUUGGAUACCAACAUUGCCGGGCUCCAGAAAUUGAUCAAUGAUGAGAAAUUACCAGUUUCAGUGUUGAUCAACAACGUUGGUAAAUCCCACUCAAUCCCUGUGCCAUUUUCCCUUACCACCAAAGACGAACUCACGGAUAUUAUCACCAUCAACAACUUAGCCACUUUGAAAUUCACCCAAGCAGUGAUUCCAACCUUGGACUCUACCGUCCACGACUCCAAAUUAUCCAAGAAAUCGUUGAUCUUGACAGUGGGGUCGUUUUCCGGGCUUUUGCCAACCCCAAUGUUGGCGACUUACUCCGGUUCCAAAGCGUUCUUGCAAAACUGGUCGGUCUCAUUGGCAGCAGAAUUGAAACCAAGAAACAUCGACGUGUACGUGGUAUUGGCUUACCUUAUCACUUCAAAAAUGUCCAAGAUUAGAAGAAGCAGUGCCAGUAUCCCAACCCCGAAGCAAUUUGUCACUUCGACUUUGAACAAUUUCCAAAAAAGAUGCGGGGCCCAAGAACGGUUCAUGACAGUGACCCCAUACUGGUCCCACGCGUUAAUGCACUGGGCCAUCGAAUCGACAGUUGGGGUGUAUUCUUCAGUUGCCAACAAGUUGAACUACAACAUGCACGUUUCUAUCAGAAACAGGGCUUUAAAGAAAGCAGCUAAGAAGGCGAAGAGUACCUGA
Molecule: messenger RNA, 1050 nt
Organism: Saccharomycopsis crataegensis
Lineage: Eukaryota; Fungi; Ascomycota; Saccharomycetes; Ascoideales; Saccharomycopsidaceae
Gene: IFA38
Product: ketoreductase
Exons: 1
Coding region: 1-1050 (349 amino acids)
Biological process (GO): fatty acid elongation
Cellular component (GO): endoplasmic reticulum
Molecular function (GO): ketoreductase activity
Source: RefSeq, a predicted model, not a curated record